AUGCCUGCAUGCACCCCGUUGAUGCCACCACACUUCCAUCUCAAGGCCAUCACUGCCCUAUCACCACGACUACGAGGGCGACUGCCACCCCUUCAGCCUCGGCUGGCAGCCCUCAACACUCGCCUCUAUUCAGCUGUCACAGCGCCACCACGAUGCGAGCGCAUCCAAGUCCCGUGUCGGUCAAACGGCUCCUUCACGGUUGACGUUUUCCAUGCUGCAAAGCCUGCCGCUCCCAUUCUGCUCUACCUUCCACCUGGUCCCGUGCUGCCAGAAUAUCCAGAGGAAGAAGAGCGUGUCAUCGCGACGCUGCGUGAAGCAAGCGCGACGACUGUUGUCCGUAUCAACUAUCGCGCAUCGUCGGUGCAUCAGUAUCCUACACCUUGUCAUGACGUAUUGCUUGGCUACGAUUGGGUCCGAGAUCAUUUGCUUCUGGAUGAAUUCAAACGGCCCUAUCUAACCCGUAUGGGGGUUUGCGGGGAACUUGUGGGAGGCUCAUUGGCGACCAUGCUGGCCUUGACCGAAUGUCGUCUGGGCGAAAGCCGCAUUGGCGCCGCAGCUGUCAACAAUCCCAUUGUAGAUUGGGUCUUCCCCGACGAGCUUCCAGUUGUCAAGCCUGAAGACCUACCAGAACCCUUGUACGGCGAUGAGACAGCACUCCUUUCCGACGAGGAUUUGGCGGGCUCUUUGGCCAGUGUCGAGAUAGACCAAGACGCUACACAACAAGGGCAGAAGCUCAAGAAAAAACGCGCACCAAAAGCCCCUCCUCCUACGGCUUGGCAAACCUAUGGGGAUAACGACGUUAUACCCACCUUGACUCUUUCAGGAGAGCGCGAUGUCCUGUUCAGAAAGCCUGACGACUACUUUGAUCGCUUUGCCUCUCCAAUGCAUUUUUUUCGUUCUCCUCACGCACAGCUACUCUAUCCUCAGCCAGACAAUCCCACCACUGCCCAGCAGCUCGAUGACCUUCUCGACAUGGAGACUCAGCUUGCCCUCAGCCACUACGCCACCUUUGAAGACAACGUCAACUUUAGCCCUAGAGCGCCGCCGGCAUUGCCAACCCUAAGCAGAUGCCGUGCUUAUGCCCGACAUUACCCUCCGGCCGGCACUAGGCUUAGUCUUCCAGUUUGGAACAUUACUAUCGGACUACAGAGCCCUCUGUCAGAUAUCACAUUAGAGCUGGCCAAGAUGCUACGAAGAAGCAUCGCCCGUCAAACACUGAAAUCGCACUCUGGAAGAAGUCGGUGGCACGAUGCAGUUGAAAAAAAGCAGUACGAAGAUUUUGCGCAUGAUCGCGUCCAGCUGAACUCAUAUCAGGGCAUAGGGCUUUGGACACAGCAGGAUGACAAUCCGAAAUGGGAACAACGCGUGCAGGAAGUAGGAAUAUGGAUGAAACAACGUCUAGACCCUGCCUUUACAUGAAUAACCGUACCUCUCAUACAACGCUAAAUAUAUCUGGUCCAAUCCACC
Messenger RNA from Pyrenophora tritici-repentis Pt-1C-BFP, 1467 nucleotides. RefSeq lists its product as uncharacterized. The record is from RefSeq and is a predicted model, not a curated record. Lineage: Eukaryota; Fungi; Ascomycota; Dothideomycetes; Pleosporales; Pleosporaceae.